Messenger RNA from Peniophora sp. CBMAI 1063, 5418 nucleotides. The record is from the annotation of a GenBank genome assembly. Lineage: Eukaryota; Fungi; Basidiomycota; Agaricomycetes; Russulales; Peniophoraceae.
AUGUCGGACAACGAACUCUCCUACACGAACCCUCCCUCCCCUGCCGCCGGUCCCGCCCCGCCGACGGCAGAUGCGCCCCCCGCCGAGGACCACCCCUCACAGGAGGACGGUGAAGGGAACACGCAAGAGCUCACCCCGCCGCCGCCGCCGCGCCCGUCCGCCAACAGGUCCUUGACUGGUCAGUCUCAGCGAUCGUUCGCCCGGCUCGAGGCGGUCAAUGCUCAAGCCGCUGCAGAAGGUGCUAGGCCUGCCCGCAACGACGGCAGCGACGGUACCGUGCUCACGCCCCGCCCGCGCGGCGAAUUGGCGAAUGCCUUCCGCGUUCGCAUGGAAGAGAAUGUGAACCGUCUCGCCGGAGUUGUCAGUGUCGCGAAUGCCCGUGCCGUGGCGAUUGACCGCUCCAACGCCGCGUUCGACUCGCGCCUCGAUAACCUUGCCAACAAAAUGGACAAUGUUAUCUCAGCCACAGACGGCAUGGCCGCACGCCUCUCUACAGUCGAAUCCGGCAUCGUCAGCGAGUCCGCCUCCCGCGCACAGCUUCUUGAUGCGAUCCAGGGCACUAUCGCGCGUCUUGAAGCGGUCCACAACAACAGUCGCGGUGGGAACGACAACGUCUCCCCUACCGUGCCCUCCAAGCGCGCGCGCACAGACGAUACGUCCACGACCGGCUCGGCCGCGCAAACCCCAGGGGCCGCGUCCCAGCCCGAGGUCGGGAACUUCUCCCUGGGCGAUAAUACCACGCAUUUCGCAACCCCGCCCGUGCCGGCGACUGUGGCUGCCGAUCAUGCGCCUGCCCCUGCACGAGCCAACCCAUUCGCGCAGCAAGUUCAACCGGUCGCUCCCAUCCCUGCACCGGUGGUGGCGGCCCCCGCUGGCGUGGCCACUCCAGCCCUGCCCAACCCAUUUGCCCCGCAGGCGCAGCUGUCCACAACGGGCGACUAUUCGUACCCUCCCCCGCAACACGCGGGGGUGGGUGGGAACAUGACGCCUGCUGCUACGCAAUCUGCCCCGGCGAGCCCGUUCGGCCCCUCGGCGAUGCCAGCCCCUCCUCCCCUCGGAGUUGCCGCCCACGCCAUGCCGACCCCGCCGCCCUCGCGUCCUCUCGCCUCCGCCCCAGCUGUUCGUCGCGGAGGCAACAACAGGCCCGGUAUUUGGGUCGCUAUUGGUCCGAUGAAUGGUCUCGGGCGCGGGGCGGGCCAGCUCAACAGCCAGUUUGAGGAUCUCCUCAGGCUCACGAACGAUGUCGAGCGUGAAACGUUCCUCGCCGUCCGCCGCUCGAGCAGGAGGGGUGCGAGGCUGAUGGCAAACGCCACCUGGAUCGCUGGGUUCUUCGAUGACAUUGAGGUUGCGAUGAGAUUUCGAGACGCUUGGAACCGGAACGUACCCGUCACUGCCCCGGAUACACAUGCUGAAGUCGUCGCCGAAGCCUCCCUCCAGCCUCACCUCGAACCGAAUACGUUUUACUCCAUCUCCGUGCGAUCGUGGAAUGUGCGCAAGCGACUCGCAGACUUCAUCCAGAAUGAGGACUCGUGUCUGCAGCUCGAGCGUUACGACGUAAAUUUCUUCCAGGAAACUGGGCUGACACCCGGCCAAGAACGUUCCCUGCGCCUACCACGGGGCUACGAGUGUAUCGCGAUCUCGCGUCCGGCCGGAAUCCUUCUCCAACAAGGGGGCGGGCUCGCGGUCAUCUUCCGAGAGGGCCUGUUUGAGAAGUGCGACCUGCUGCCAGAGUAUGGAGGCCAAGACGUCAUGGCUCUCGAUGUCGGCUUCGCCGUCUUAUUGAAUGCAUACCUGCCGCCCUCGACAAGCCCAUGGUUACAGCGUGCGGGGGUACGGCCUAUCGCGCAGCUUGCCGAGGCACUCGCUCUCGGAGAUCGACUAGGCAAGCGCAUGCUUCUAGUAGGCGAUCUCAAUGCUCGCACGGCAAGCUCUCAGCCGCAGCCAGACUGCCCCACGCGACUCUCCUUCGACAGCGUGACAACAGCGCGAGGCACGGAGCUCAUAGACGUUCUAAGGGCAACGGACACGUACAUUCUGAACGGGUGCGAGGAUCUGGGACAAGAGUCCGGCGCAUACACGUCGUUCAACUCAGAUACAAGCGAUGUUCGCCACUCUGUCGUCGACUACCUCAUCGCGAAUAAUCUGGCAGCGCCCUACGUCCUCGACCUCGAAAUUCUGCCUCGACUGGGCAAAUCUGACCACGCGCCCAUGAGAUUCACUCUCGGCGUACGCGGAAGUGAGCUGCUGGGCGACCAUGAACCGGCCGCGGCCAGAGCACGCCGCCGGCCCCACAGGCGACCGGACCUCCCAAUGCACAGCGAACUAGACAAGGCAUACGCGGCCGCGAUUCAGAGCGCGCAGGAUUCCACGCCAGAGACGCGCAUGUUCGCCCUCUAUGGCUGUGCCGCCACAUGCUCCCGCGAGACCAUCAUACACACGGAUGGCUCUUGCCACAGCAACGGGCGACAGGCCGCCUCCGCGGGUGCCGGGGUCUACUUUGGAGAGAGCGGUCGAAAUUUGGCAGUGCGAGUACCGGGUGCGCAAACAAACAACCGCGCGGAAGUGUACGCCAUCCUUCGCGCGCUCGCUGCAUGCGACCCUCACCGCUCCUUGGCGAUCUUCACCGACUCUCAGUAUGCGAUACGCUCUCUCACGUACUGGGCAGCUUCUCGCGAGAACACCGGAUGGCUAUGCGCAAACGGCGACAUCCUCAGGAACUGCGCCGAGUGGCUGAAAGCCCGCACUGCUACUACUCGGUUCGAGUACGUGCAGGCACACAAGGGCAAUCACGGGAACGAGAGCGCCGACCGCCUAGCCAACAAGGGCGCGGACGACCCGUCGCUCGGGGUAUUCGUACCCAUUCCGCCCCCCACCGCCGAACCGGCGCGACCGGGAACGGAGAGAAUACCUAAAGGCGCCAUCAAGGUCUCCACCUCCCUGCCACCGGCACACGACCCUGAAGGGCGCUGCACGGACAAGCGUAGGCCAGCGUGGAAAGACAAAGGUCAAAAGGGACGGAGGGGAAGAAACAGGAAGCACUGGACCCAGAACAAGCACCAGGACGCGAUCGUGGCGGCCAGCCGGGCGGGCAAGCCCUUCUGGCGUACUUGGAGACGCUGCAUGGAUGCUAAGAAGAGACGCGCGAAGGUCUCCCUAACAGACCUGGCAGCGACGUUCCGGCGGCGUAUGAACCGCAACGCCGAGCCUCCAGACUCCUUCAUCCUCUCCGCUCGUGUGCAAGCCCGCCACCUCGCCCGCCGCCUUGAGGAUAUUACACCAGACAUCCCGCCCGACGAUACGUUCACGCGCGAGUGGGUCCCCGCGGAUAUUGCAUCGCUCAAGGCCAAGAUCAAGAGCGACGCGAAAGCCGGGGCGCCUGGAGUAGAUGGUAUCGCCACGUCCGUGCUCAUGAUGGUGCCCAACGAAGCUCUGUGCGACCUCUUCAAUCAGUGUGUGCGAAAGCAGGGCGCUCCCUCCAUAUGGCUUCUCACGGCCGUCAUCGGGAUCCUAAAGAAGAACCUCUCCCCGAAAGACGCGGCGAGCUAUCGCACCAUCGGCCUCGAGUCUAUUGCGUUGAAGAUGAUGACGCUACUCAUCCACAAGAGACUAUAUGCAUGGGCGGAAAGGCACAAGAUCUUCCCAGCCUCCCAGAACGGGUUCCGUCACGGAUACAGGACGAACAACAACGUCUUCAUUCUACGCAGCAUCAUCGAGAAGUAUCAGGAUUCCAAGCUUCCCGUGUACGUUGCGUUCGUAGACAUCAGCAACGCGUUCCCGUCUACGGACCGGGACAUCCUCUGGCUCACACUUCAGCGGCAAGGCUGUGUCGGGCCUAUAGUGGACUGGCUUAGGAUGCUCUACUCCAACAUGCGCUACGUUGUGCAGCUCGAGGACGAGUUCUCGGACGCUUUCGCCUCCGACAUCGGGGUUCUCAUCGGUGACCCGUCGUCUCCUACACUAUGGAAUCUCUUUAUAUCCGACUUCAAGCCUCCGGCCCACCCAGACGACCCGAUCCUAGGCUCGCAGAAUAUACGUGUCUCGCAUGUUGAGCACGCAGACGACAUGCAACUCAUCGCGCUCGGCGCAGACGGGCUGCAGGCACUCCUGGACUACCUUUAUCGAUGGGCAGGCGAAAAGCAGCUGCUGGUGAACAGCAUCAAGACGUGGAUUAUGAUGUUCGGCAAGAUACCGAAGAACCCCCCAAUCUUCCGCCUCGGCGGGCUUCCCCUCAAGUACACGGCGACGCACACAUACGUCGGCGUACACAUCAGGUCCACUACUGGCAAUAUCUUCGCGCCACACUACUCCGACAUCGCGGCGAAGGCGCGCGGCGCCGCACUCGCGAUUCUUGCUGGCCACUCCGUCUUCGGCGACCUCCCGCCCGAGACCCUCCGGCUCCUGUACCUAGGACGUGUAGACCCGCAUCUAUGCAGUGGCGCCGACAUCAUGGUCGACGUCGAUAGGAAUGUCGAGAAGAUCAUGCGCGUGCAGCACGAGUUCCUGAGACGCUCGAUGGGUAUAUUCAACAACUGGUCGCCACGCACGCCGCUCUUCACGGAGCUGAAUGUCUGGCCGAUCCGCUAUAGGCGCCUGACACUCGCGCUCCGUUACCUCAGGUACCUGCUUCAGCAGGAUGACAGUCGUCUAGUGCGCGCGGCGCUAGAGGAGCAAAUCGCCAUGUACGACGCCACGGUCGCCGGCUUUCUCGGCGACCUUCGCAUCGCCUUCGACCGGCUGCCGGUCAAGGUCAGUAUGCCCUCCACGGCGGAUAUUCGGGCGAACGGCACAGUGGAUAAUCUGAUCAACGCGGUCAGCAACUCUAUGAGGGAGUCCCUGCGCCUGGACAUCGCCACGUCGCCGCGCUUGUACCUCCUGCGCGACAGGCCCGAGCCGCAAGCGCGCGGCCCUCCUCGGCCCACUCUAAUGAGGCUUCGCCACUACCUCAAGAUCCGGAAUGCAGACGACAGGUCGGCGAUGGCAAAGCUCAUGAUCAGCAGCCAUCCCCUGGCAAUCGAACGCUUUCGCCACGGAUCUGGGGUGAGGAACGGUGUGAAACGCCUCAUAGUGCCGCGCGAGGAGAGGCUCUGCCGCCUGUGCGCCAAAGCCGUAGAGUCCCCGGAGCACGCCGUGCUCGUGUGCAACGGAAGUGACGCGCUGAAACGGCUCCGCGGCGACUUCUAUGCGAGCCUCCACGAGACGCGACCGGACUUUGUCAGGCCGUACACGGAGGAGGAGGCAUUAAUCGCCCUGAGGACGCUCAUAUGCGCUCACGACAUCUGUGCACUGCUGGCGGCGUUCGUCAAUAAGACGCUGAAGCUCUUCGGGGAAGUAGAGCUUGUGUGGCCUUCUCGAUAUACAAUCCGUGUAGACGAAGAUAAUGUAUCUGACGAGGAUGAGGUGGACGAGACGAUUGCUUAA